AUGUCGACCUCCAAGUCCAGAUGGGCCGAUGAAGAUCCCGAGGCGGAAGCGCUCAUUGCCCAGCGCAAACGAGAAAAGGAGGAGAAACGCCGAGCUAAAGCUGAGAAACAACGGCUCGAAGAGCAAGCAAGGGCUCAAGCUCAAGCUCAAGCAGCAGCGCAACACCAAUCCGGUGAUUCCACACUCGACGGCGACUCUAAUGAUGCACCCCCGAAGAAACGUCGCCGGCUCUCGAAUGAACAUCAGCAGCCCGGAUCCGAUGUCGAGCAGCAACCGAAACAAGGGAAGCCGACGACACUGCUCCAGUUUCCCGCGUCGGAAUGGGGACCCUGCCGUCAUGUGGACAACUUCGAGCGCCUGAACCAUAUCGAAGAGGGCUCUUAUGGUUGGGUUAGCCGCGCCAAAGAGCUUGGGACGGGCGAAAUCGUUGCUUUGAAGAAACUCAAGCUGGACAACUCCCCCGAUGGGUUUCCCGUAACUGGUCUCCGGGAGAUCCAGACGCUUCUUGAAGCGCGUCACCAGAACGUCGUUUACCUGCGCGAAGUUGUCAUGGGAAAUCGAAUGGACGAAGUCUAUCUCGUCAUGGAUUUCCUCGAACACGAUCUCAAGACGCUCCUCGACGACAUGCGCGAGCCCUUUCUCCCCUCCGAAAUCAAAACCCUCCUUCUCCAAUUCAUAUCCGGCCUCGACUUCCUCCACUCCCAGUGGAUCAUGCAUCGCGAUCUCAAGACGUCAAACCUUCUCAUGAAUAACCGUGGCGAGCUCAAGAUCGCCGACUUCGGAAUGGCGCGCUACUACGGCGACCCGCCGCCAAAGCUGACGCAGCUCGUCGUGACGCUUUGGUACCGCUCCCCGGAGCUCCUGUUAGGUGCCGAGACCUACGGCCCGGAAAUCGAUAUAUGGAGCGUUGGUUGUAUAUUGGGGGAGCUUCUCACGAAGGAGCCGCUUCUGCAGGGGAAGAAUGAGGUGGAUCAGGUAUCAAAGAUAUUCGCCCUAACCGGCCCUCCAACACAACAGACCUGGCCUGGCUUCCGCUCCCUCCCAAACGCAAAGUCUCUCCGUCUCCCACCCACGCAAUCAUCAUCGACACUCCUCCCCCGGUCAAAGUUUCCAUUCCUCACGAAUGCUGGCCUGCAACUUCUCUCCUCGCUGCUCGCGCUCAACCCGACCUCGCGGCCUACCGCCGCGGAAUGUCUCACACAUCCGUACUUCAGGGAAGAUCCCCGACCUAAGCCUAAGGAGAUGUUCCCGACGUUCCCGUCCAAGGCUGGUAUGGAAAAGAGAAGGCGUCGAGAAACGCCCGAGGCGCCGAAACGGGGACAGGAGGCGCCCAAGCUGGACUUUGCCAGUGUGUUUGGUGGUCAGGCUGGUGCUGAUUCCGGGGAAACUGGGGCCGGGUUUACGUUGCGCCUAGGCUAG
This is a messenger RNA of Aspergillus mulundensis, 1419 nucleotides long. RefSeq lists its product as uncharacterized. Gene Ontology annotation, cellular component: nucleus. Gene Ontology annotation, molecular function: cyclin-dependent protein serine/threonine kinase activity; ATP binding. The record is from RefSeq and is a predicted model, not a curated record. The transcript is spliced from 3 exons. Lineage: Eukaryota; Fungi; Ascomycota; Eurotiomycetes; Eurotiales; Aspergillaceae. Gene Ontology annotation, biological process: protein phosphorylation; regulation of mitotic cell cycle. Bases 1 to 1419 code for a protein of 472 amino acids.